AUGACUGAUCCGUUUCAGUGCUCCAUUAUGAACUCAACAGUGAAUGAUACCUGGGACGAAGAUGCAUCGGAUUUGUUACAAGAUGAAUAUGAUGAUGGGUGGGUCUGGGACGACGCCACCUGGAUCUUAUGCUCAUCUUUCAUCAUAUUCACAAUGCAAACAGGUUUUGGCAUGCUCGAGUCCGGAUGCGUGUCAUUAAAAAAUGAAGUGAACAUCAUGAUGAAGAACGUGGUGGAUGUGGUUCUGGGUGGAAUCACGUAUUGGGCAUUUGGCUAUGGUUUCAGCUACGGAUCUGGACCAGGAACGAAUCCAUUCUUUGGAUUUGGCGAUUGGUUCUUGAACGCUGAGGGCAAAGCUAUUGGACCAGUCUUUACGACGUUCUUAUUUCAACUGUCUUUUGCUACCACAGCCACCACCAUUGUUUCUGGUGGAAUUGCCGAAAGAUGCAAUUUUUACGCCUACUGCUUGUUCUCUUUGGUGAAUACGGUGGUGUAUUGUUUCCCGGCGGGUUGGUUGUGGGGACAACACGGUUUUUUGAAGAAUUUGGGCGCUGUGGAUAUUGCCGGGAGUGGGGGCGUUCACUUGGUGGGCGGAUCUUCGGCUUUUGUGGCCGCCUCAAUUAUGGGACCUCGAUUGGGCCGUUGGGAUAUAUCGGGUGAUCCCCCAAUGGGUAGUCCAACUAAUGCGUGCAUCGGUUUAUUUAUGCUUUGGUGGGGAUGGAUGGCGUUCAAUGCUGGCAGCACUUUCGGAAUUUCGGGUCGAAAAUGGAUUUUGGCCGCCAAGGCCACGUGCACAACAAUGGUUUCCUCCUUUGCUGGCGGCAUUUUCUCGAUAUUCCAUAGUUUAUACGUUACCAAUGGAAAACUGGACAUCCUCAUGCUUAUCAAUGGAAUCUUAGGAGCUUUGGUUGGGGUCACAGGUGGAUGCGCCAUUGUGACUCCAAGGGAAGCAGUGUUCAUUGGCAUUAUUGGAUCAUUUCUGGCCAAUAUUACCGCUCCUUUGCUUAUUUGGCUGAAGAUUGACGACGCUGUUGGAGCCACUUGUGUUCAUGGAUUUGGUGGAAUGUGGGGCAUGUUGGCUGUUGGGCUGUUUGCUGAAAAGGAUGAGCUUGAGGGUUUCAGCCAAUACGCAGGACUAUUUCAUGGUGGUGGUUUCUAUUUGUUGGGAGUUCAAACAUUAUGUUGUGUUUGCUUCAUCGCUUGGUCCUCCCUUCUAACUUAUGUAUUGAUCAAAUCCAUUGAUAAAGUGAUCCAUUUCCGAAUGACUGAAAUUGAGGAGUUGGUGGGAGCCGAUUAUUGUGAGCACAACAUAUUACACCCUGGAGUGGGUGUCACGAGAGCCGUGAGUGUCAUCAAACGUUUUGACAAGUCCGUGGAUUUGGGGCUGAUUCCCGUGGGGAAGAACAAAGGCCAUAUGGAGUUCUUGGAGCGGGAGUAUGCUGCCAGAUUGGAGACGGCGGUUCAUAGACAUGCCAUGACAUCAACUCGUCAUCGAAGAACCAACAAAGUUGACCACAUCAGCUUUGACACCACAAAAUGUUAAAGACACUGAUCAGCGAAGUCAAUCUAAAUUCUAGUGAAAAAAUUAGUUUGAACUUAUCUUUAAAUGGUUAUGUGACAUUUAUGGGAAGAAAUAGUAACAAAGAUCUAAACUGGAUCACCAUACGUAUGUCUGCGAUUAAAAAAAAAAAGGUGCUUUCUUGAGGAACAGGCUUUGGCAUUGCAACGUCCAGUCUGCCCAAGUUAGUCCAACCAAGGACACCUAUAACAGGAGGAAUGGACAUGGCAAUUGUAGAGGCUACGUCCCACAAAAGUUACAAGGGAUGUUACCAUACUGUAUGAAAAAUCAAUUUAAAAGACUUUUUUUGUUUUUAUGAUAAUAUUUCUUACUUUAAAUGAAAAUAAAUAUCGAAAGUUUCUGGUUCAGAUAGAAAAAAAUAGAGUUUUGGGAAUGGGUAAUCAUGAAUAAAGUAAAAGGUGUGCAGUUAGGCUUUAAAUGAAAGUAUCUGCCCGCCUGUUUCAAUUUAUCCAUCCGUAAAAGAGCUUUGACAAAAAGUAUAAUCGGUCUAGCGUAGCUGAUGUUCACUCCUCGAGUUUAAUGUCUUUGUGGUGAAACAUGAAACUAGGAAACUAUUAUUAGAAAUUGCGAAUCAAUCUAUUCAUUAUUUGAGUUUCAAGAAAUUAAUUCCGAGUUACCUUUGGAUGCACACACCUUGCAUAUUUGUUCAUGUGUAACCGACGCAAAGCAAAUGCACAAUCAGGAUGCUUCAGGCUUUAUCCUUUAAACUUUAGGAGGUCUACAAAUUCAUUUGCGAGACGCUUUUGCCCCCCAUAGCAAAUUUCAUGAAUUCAUGGGAAGCUGAAUUUGCUAAAGACGUGUUAAAAGUGUACGCAAUGAUUGGGAGCUUCAUGCAAGUAAAACAUAGAUCCGAGGUGUUUUCGAAAUCAAAAUGAUUAAUGUUUCUCCUUGCACAACGUGAUAGAAAAAAAUGCUUUACCUCGAAUCCUCAAGAAAUGCCAUUAUAUGUGAAAUACAAAAUCCAGCAUGAUGUUAAACACUACUCAAUACGCCU
This is a messenger RNA of Tigriopus californicus, 2572 nucleotides long. Its product is annotated as putative ammonium transporter 3. The record is from RefSeq and is a predicted model, not a curated record. Gene Ontology annotation, biological process: ammonium homeostasis; ammonium transmembrane transport. The transcript has 9 exons. Gene Ontology annotation, molecular function: ammonium channel activity. Gene Ontology annotation, cellular component: membrane. Lineage: Eukaryota; Metazoa; Arthropoda; Copepoda; Harpacticoida; Harpacticidae. Bases 1 to 1542 code for a protein of 513 amino acids.